AUAACAAACUUAAAGAAAUGAUACGACAUUCGACUAUCUGAGGCAGGGGACAUUCCAACGAACAAUAGGCCGCCGUCCCCACCCCUAUCCCGUUACGCGUUACCUGGCAACCUUAGUCGGUACUUGAUCAUCGAACAGGCAGCUUGUGUCAGUUAUCGGCGAUUUUUAGAAAACGUUACCAUUGUGAGCUAAACUGCAGUUUCCUGUGUUAACCUGGUUAAAAAAAGCAAUGGAUUCAAAUACUUCAGGUUCAGCGGGUACCUCUGGAGUGAGAAUAGUGACUCGUAAAUCACUCUUCGAUAAGAUGAAGAAUGAAAAUUUACGUAAUUUUGAAGAAAAGUUGGGUUUUUUAAGAGACCACCUUUUCACUCAAGACGACCUUUCUGAAAGUCAGUUAAAUAAACUGAAACACAAUUUUGCGCAUCUUAAAUCAGAACUGAAGCAAAGGUGGAUUAAAGCGCACAAAAAAGAAGAGGUUUUCUUAAAAAACAACCAUCUUUGGCUGGAAGGUACUUUCGAAAUUCCAGUCACAACUACAAAUCGUCAAGGUCGCCCUCGCAAAUCAUUUGGUGAAUCUAGCGAAAGGAGCAAAAGGAGGAAAACCGAAGAUAUUCGCUCCAUUGUAGAAGAUGGUGUUUUAAUUCACGCAGCACAAGUUGAAUUAAGAAAAUCUGGAAAACGUGAUGCUUCCCGCGUACUCCAAGAUAUAACAAGCUCCCCGACUCGUGCAACGAAGUACAAAAAAGCUUUCGAUACCUCUAAGUGUGGAGUAUCAUCGCGUCUAACCCCUAUGGAAGCUUUAAAAAUGUUUAUAGAUGCAGAUUUAACACGAGGACAAUAUGAAAUCAUAAGAAAGACAAACAAGAAGUUUUUUCCCUGUUAUAGCUUAAUUCAAGAAGCCAAAAAGAAAUGUUAUCCUCCUCCAGAAACGACCACGGUAACGAGUACCUGCGCGGAAACCCAACUGCAACCAUUAAUUGAUAUUACUGUCAAGCGUUUAUCAGAAUUCUUAGAAGAAGUCUUAUUGAGAAUAAACAAACAAGAGCGGAACACUUUGAAAUUGUUAUGUAAAUGGGGCUGCGACGGAUCCCAACAAGCCCAAUACAAACAAAAACUAGACGAUGAGAUUGACUCUGAUGCAAAUAUUUUUCAAAGCUGCUUUGUACCUGUGCGAUUAAUUUGCGGCACGGACAAACAAAAGGUGUUAUGGGAAAAUCCAACACCUUCAUCUGCCCGAUUUUGUCGUCCAAUAAGAUUUCGCUUCGUAAAAGAGACAACUGAUAUUACAAACGAAGAGAUCAAUUAUGUUAAAAAUUCCAUUGGUAAUUUGGUUGCGACUGAGGUGGAUAUUGACGGAGAAAAGUUUUUAGUGAAUUCCCAAUUUGUAAUGACAAUGGUCGAUGGAAAGGUAUGCAACGCAGCUACUGGCACAACAUCCACAAGUCGUUGCUACAUUUGUGGGAAAGUUUCCAAAGAAUUCAACAAUUUACAAGACAAAAGGAGAAUUUCAAAGGAUGCUACUGUAUUCGGUUUUUCCUUUUUACAUGCGAGAAUACGAUUUUUUGAAAGCAUUCUACAUCUAUCGUAUAAAUUGCCCGCGAAGAAGUACCGGCAGAGAAAAUCAGCGGAAGAAAAAGAAAUGGAGUUGAAUAAGAAAGUCGAAAUACAGACCAGGUUUCGCAAUGAAACUGGCUUAUUGGUUGACAUGCCGAAAGCAAACUUCGGAAACACAAAUGACGGCAACACCAGCAGGAGAUUUUUUGAAGAUCCAAAACUAUCCUCAGAUAUUACAGGAAUAGAUUACGAGUUAAUAUAUAGAUUAAAAGUGAUUUUGGAAACGAUUUCGAGCGGAUACGAUAUAAAUUUAGAAAAAUAUGAAAAAUAUGCAGAAGAAACUGCUUGCUUAUACGUGCAACUUUACCCGUGGCACCCAAUGACACCCACACUUCACAAAGUACUUGUGCACGGAUCAGACAUAAUAAAAAAUGCAUUGUUACCCAUAGGGCAACUAUCUGAAGAAGCAGCAGAAGCGCGCAAUAAGCAUUUUAGGUCAUACAGAUAG
Molecule: messenger RNA, 2062 nt
Organism: Anastrepha ludens (Mexican fruit fly)
Lineage: Eukaryota; Metazoa; Arthropoda; Insecta; Diptera; Tephritidae
Exons: 2
Coding region: 230-2062 (610 amino acids)
Source: RefSeq, a predicted model, not a curated record